Aspergillus puulaauensis is the source of this 1611-nucleotide messenger RNA. RefSeq lists its product as uncharacterized. The record is from RefSeq and is a predicted model, not a curated record. Lineage: Eukaryota; Fungi; Ascomycota; Eurotiomycetes; Eurotiales; Aspergillaceae. The transcript has 2 exons. The coding region runs from base 1 to 1611 and encodes 536 amino acids.
AUGUCGGUAACACUUGCGUUCGCCCCGCGCUCUUUGCCAGCGCGGCUGGCUGUUCGGCCAGACCUCCAACGCCAAAUGCUCCGAUGGGGUAAAGGCUCAACUUGUUCUCAGACGCGUCCUCCUCUUCGCAGGUGGCUUGGGUCAAAAACAAGUGAAGUCGACGUUGGUCAAUGUUUAGCUACUACAUGGCUAACGACGACGCCUGAACAGCUGACUCCAGAUGACAUUCUAUCCGGCUUCCCUAACGCUGCGCCCAAUUCGGCAUUGGAAUACAUCCCGGUCCUUCUCUUCACUCCGGCCUUCGCCCAUUGGGCUGAUACACAAAGCGCAUUUGUCGAGCAGUGCCUGAGUCGAUUCUACCGCGAGGCGCUAGGUCGGUCCCCGGAAACUGCUAUCCAUGCGAUCACUGCCAUAAUCGAUCGCCUGCCGCGCAUUGCACAGAAUGGUGGAAGUAUACUGGGAGAUGAGACAGAGUGCGAGGGAGUUUCGAUUCUAUUCGCUCGAGGGGAGAACAUCCAGGGCAAAGCUGUUACACAGCGCCAAAUCCGCUCAACGGAAACCGAAAAGCCAACACUGCUUUUCUCUUUCCGUGAGGAGGUUGGAGGUAGCAACGCCAUACGCCAGCCCGUCCACGAAAUUGGAUUACAGCUCGCAAACACUAUAUUUCUAAACGGCAAGGAAAACACACUUCUAGGGACUCGCUGGGCUUACGAUUCGUCUUCCAUGAGACUUAAACUGGAUAAAUCAGCCGAUCUCUCGACAUGCUCGGUGACAACGACCCCAACCAGCAUUUCCAGCUCACUCAAGCUCCCCUUGCACCCUGUCGGUCAACGAAGGAAGGUCAUAACGAGUAUGGGAAACAUUCUGCGUCAAAUAGCGAAACACACCGACGGUAACUCGAAUGACCCGAUACCAGCUUCUUCUGAACUUGAAAAGGAACUCCCGCGGUAUAUCGCGGAAAACAAAAUUACCGACCAAAGGGUUUCUGUCUGGGCCUUGAUUGAAACGUCAGCCGAAAGUCCGUAUACUAAAUCAAAGCACUCGCAGAGUAGCCUUGCAAGCGCAAUUCAAACGGGCGCCAAGCUUCACCGCGUCAUGAGUGGCGGGGGUGGAUGGGGGAAGAAGCAGGGCCUCCUGUCACUCGAUCCAGAAAUGAGCUUUGGACAGUCCAGCAAUGAGGGUAUGAAACCCCUCAGUGGGGUUCUUUCGCCUGAAAAUAGAAGCUCAGUAUACGGGUUAACUUCCCCUCCCGAGCCGCCGAUGUCCAUGCAGGAUUUGUCAACCCUGUCGCAGGCUGCAGAGCCCGGUGACUACGUCCAAUUUUUCGCCUCCGUCGAAGAGAAUGGGCUAUGCGAGGAGGGCAAUAGCAUCCCUGAACCCUCAGAAGCAAGUCUGACUUGCUCAUUUGGAGUACUGUCGGAUGCCGAUUCGUUUCUAGGCCAUACUGUAAAGCACAAAACCCUAACGACUAUACCGAACUAUUUCGGAGCAUUGUCCGAAAAGGCCAUCACAUACCUACAUCCAAUGGACAAGUCUGGGCCAGGUGGUAUACUCGAAUCUCGUACGAAGAUCGAUGUUCCUGGAUCACGGGUUACCUUGGUACUCGAGUGA